Messenger RNA from Homarus americanus (American lobster), 7517 nucleotides. RefSeq names its product phospholipase ABHD3-like. The coding region runs from base 871 to 2103 and encodes 410 amino acids. The transcript has 8 exons. Lineage: Eukaryota; Metazoa; Arthropoda; Malacostraca; Decapoda; Nephropidae. Gene Ontology annotation, molecular function: acetylesterase activity; monoacylglycerol lipase activity. Gene Ontology annotation, biological process: medium-chain fatty acid biosynthetic process; medium-chain fatty acid catabolic process. The record is from RefSeq and is a predicted model, not a curated record.
GGUUAGGUUUAGUUAGCUAAGGCUCGGUUAAGGUGAGGUUAUUGAUGACAACAGAUACAUAACAAUAGCUGAACGUUUUUUUUCCCGCUAUUUGUUCUUCACGCUAAUAACUACAUCAGUAAAACGUUAUUUCUGGUCAUUGAUUUUAAUAACAGCAAAUAUUGGUAGAAGUGUUAUUUUUGUGCUAUUUAUGUUGUAUGUUGUUGAGCGGAUGAAGGUGGUUGAGUUAGUUGUUGACGAACGGAAGUUGAAAAUCCAUCAUUAAUGUUGAUGCUCUGGUGGCAUUAGGAUCAAUCAGUUCGUGACGUCACAGUCUUCCUACCACAGUGCGGCAUGUGACGUCACGGUUGACACACGUCGCUUCUCGUGCCGGUGUAGCUAUGCUGUCGGGUGUACGAUACAACCCUCAUUGCCUGUUUUAUAAUGUAUAUGGACGAUACUACGGUUUAUUUAUCACUCCGAUAUCAAAUAAUAAUUAUUCAGAGGUACUUUCAAUCUUUACACACAUUCGUUUUAUCUUGUGAAGGACAGAUAAAAAUGACGCUUCCUCCCCCUCCCUUGCUGUUUCCUGGGUUUGUCCCUAAAAAACAAAAUCCCUGGAAAUUAGAGUCUACGGAGCUAUAUAUCUCAAGGCGGGAGGCACAGAAAAAAAAAAGUCAAGGUGGCAGGAGGAUAAGUUAGCUAGACUGACAAAAUCAAUGUUCCAAGGAGGAGGAGCUGGAGGAGGAGGUAUGCAGCGAGAGGUUGUGUCAGUAGGUGCCGGGCCUUGGUGAGGAGGAGAGGGAGUCAGAGGUGUAAGGAGUGGGAGGAGGUAAGCAAGUAGCGAGAGUGAGCUGUAUUGUAGGUGAGGGAGGAAGAGAGUGAGGCAAGAUGGACUGGUACAGUUUGUACAGCGAGUGUCCUAGGAUGGUGCUCGGCCUCUCUCUCAGCGCUGGCCUCCUCGUCUACUACAUGCUGGAGGCCGUCAAGAGGCCACUGCUGGCAUGCAGACAUAGCGCUUGGCGAGGGUUCUUGGAAACCAAUCUCACCAUCCUGAAGGAGAGAUACUGGCCCACACCCUGGUGCUAUGAAUCUCGAUGCCAGACCAUCCUUGCAUCCGUCCUCCGCUCUAGACUGCCCGAUAUAACUUACAAAAGAGAGUUACUUGAGCUGAAGGAUGGAGGUCAGAUAUGCUUGGACUGGCUGGAAACAACAUCAGAGGUCGACCAGCCCAUCAUCAUCAUCUUGCCAGGCCUUACAGGGUCCUCUCAGAGCGAGUACGUCAAGAGCUUUGUCCUCACCGUACAAGAGACAGGUGCCCGCUGUGCCGUCUUCAACAACCGUGGCAGAGGGGGUGUUCAACUCAAGACAGCCAGGACGUACUGUGCAGCCAACAGCGAUGACCUGGAGGAAGCCAUUGAACACAUCCGUGCCAAGUUCCCCAAGGCUCCACUCAUGGCUACUGGCAUAUCUCUUGGAGGCAUGAUCCUGGGCAAUUACCUGGUGACCCGAGGUGAGCAAGCUGCCCAGCACCUGGUGGCAGCCAUGGUGCUCUCCAUCCCAUGGAAUGUGUUUGUGGGCACCGAGAGUCUGGAAAAACCUCUCUGGAACCUCCUGCUAAACCGCCACCUGGCCAACUGCCUCUGUGAGUCCAUAAGAAGUAUGAGGAAGCAGUUGGAGGGAGACUACAAGUGGGACCUUGACCAUGUCAUGGAGAGUAAAACAAUCCGGGAGUUUGAUUCAAGAUUUACGGCAGUGCAGUUUGGGUUCAGAGAUGUGGAGGAGUAUUACCGGACUGCUUGCCUGCACGACAAACUGGACAACAUCAAGGUCCCUCUCUUGUGUCUCUCUGCUGCCGAUGAUCCCUUUCAGCCAAUGGAAGGUAUCCCAGUUGAGGCAGCCAAUAAGUCUAGUCAUGUUGCCAUCAUUGUCACUGCCCGCGGGGGACACAUUGGCUUCAUGGAGGGCGUCUUCCCCACCAACACCUACUACAGCGACCGUAUCUAUAAACAGUUAGUCAAUGGGAUCUUCUCCAACCUGGAUAAGAUUAAAGAAGUCAAGAGGGAAGCUGAUGAACACGCACAACUCAUAGCUGCUGACAGUACUAAUGGAUCCGUGUCAUAGAACCAAGUUGUAUAGAAGAAAAAACUGCUCACUUUUAUUACUUCUUGGAUGAAUCAUUAGGUUACCUGAGAAUGUAUAGUAGUUGUGUUUCUUUUUAAAUUUUUAAGGAGUACAGUAUACAGUAAUCCCUAGAUAAUCUGGAGUAAUUUAGGUAAUGGUCAAAGUGAAAGAUCCAGCGUACAGUCAUUUUAGGUAUAUUUAUGGGUAUUUUGUAAACAGGAUUACGUCAAGGUAUUGUUGUAUUCCUGUUCUAUGAAGUAUGAAGAACAAAUGCAUUCCCAUAAUAACAUAAAAAACAUUACACAACACAACGGUAACAUAGGAAACAUAAUAUAAGCUGACAUGUUUACACCCCACAAGGUCCGUGGCUACUCAGAAUUGGAGUGGUUAAAUGCCAUUGAGUCCUUUUCUUUACAUUAAAUUCUUGUGACUUAUGCACUCUCAUAAGGCACUGCAGAGUAUACAAUGUGUAGUGUAUGAUAAAACUGGUGUAGUUGUUGAUAAAGAGAAUGUAGAUGGGAUAGACAGGUUUUGUUGGAGUGUCUAGAUUUCCAGAUUAAUGGGAGUUUACUGUAUUACUACGACUUGUAUGAAGUUUGUCCUCACGUUGCAGUGUAUUAGUUGGGAGGAAGAGUUUUAUAAUAUGUGCAGUCACCCACAAAAGUCCUGUCGCCUCUCCUGAACCACGAACCCCGAUAUUCAGACUUGUGAACCCAAAGCAGUAGGUACUGAUGCAUUAUUUUGUCCAUAAAUGCUUCAUAUUGAUGAGUCUGAAUCUCAGAGUUUGUGGUUCAGGAGAAGAGGGGACAGGACUUUUGUGAAUGACUGUACCAUGCACACCCACACAUUCAGUCUGCAUGGAAGAACACACCGUCAUUCACUCACACUUAAACACGUUCUCUCAGUCACAUGUCUACACACCCACAUGCAUAUUAAAAUGUGCAUAAAGACAUGUAUAUUUGUAAAUAUACAUACAGUACAUAUCACAGACAGGUGAUCAGUUGAAAAAUUUAAGAGUUUAAAUAAUUGUUUAUUAAUAUAUAAUAUAUACUAACAAUACCUCACUAGUCGGGAAACGAACCCCGACUGGUGAGGUAUUGUUUUGUAUAUGGAAGUUCGCGUGCUAUAUGGAUUGAUGAGAUAUAUACUGUAUUGUAUAGGAGAAACUGUGAUAUGGUAGGCAGUUUUGAUGUUUUGUGUGUAAUGGUUAGAUGACUACCACAUUGAUCUUCAUUUCUUGUCAUACUAGAAUGUAUAAUGUCAUACGUACUGUACAGACAAUGGUGUAUGGCAGCAGUACGGCAGGGUGUAUAAGGAUAGUGAGUAAGUCUGUUGUGAUGGUCUUUGUCACUGUGAGAAGAAACUGACCUCGGAUGGUCUGUAUUUGUGUCACCCUUGCCCUCUCACGUCAAGACAGAGGCACAGAAGCCAUGAGAUAUAGUUUACCGUAUGUGUGCUGCACUAGAUAAGAGUAUAUUAAUUUUCCUGUUUAUCAUGAAGAAAAAAUGGUAAAGAAUUGCAACCCUGUAUAUAAGUAAAUCACAUAUACAUUACACUGGCAUAUUGAGCAGUGUGUUUUGUAUAUGCCCUCAAUUUUCAAAGCAAUGAUAUUUUUUUUUACCUACAGAUAGUUAUGACUUGUAAAUUUUAAAGGGUAUGCCAUUUAUAUCCAUAUGUAACUGGUUAUCUAAAAAGUAUAUAUAUAUAUAUAAUUCUGUUAUCUUUGUGCAGUAUUUGGGUCAGUGUACACACCCAAACCUACCCACCCACCCUUCCUUCUGAAAUUAGCAAGACCUGCCAAUGAUACAGACAAGGUUAAGAAGUGAAAUCCCUCGGAAAAUGAAUGAAAUAAACUUGCGGAAAUGUUGUAGAGAAAAUAUUUACAAAAUAGAGCGGAUUGAAAGGUCACCGAGCUGUAAAUUUAGUAGAGAGACUGUGUGAAUAUGCAUUUAAAUUAUACUGUAGUGCACCAAGUAAAUGAAGAAGAAAAGGUUGUUGUCGUAGUAAAUCAUCAUUGAAGCGCGAAAAGACACUAAAGUAGGAAAUAAUAAUGUACUGCAUCAUCCCCCCAACACACACACACAGGAAGGAAUCAUAACCUCGGCAAAUGUAUAUUGUACUGUACUGUUGUACUGUAUAUGAGUCACAUGAGGAGAGGUUAAGUAUACAGAGAAAUGAAAGAAUGUGUAAAAACAAAUGAUAGUGGGAAGUACUAUAGUAGGUGCUAUAUAAUGAGAGGUAGAUUAGAAUUUGUGUAUGUGGCAGAUUAUCUAGUGUGUGGCAGAUUAUCUAGUGUGUGGCAGAUUAUAUAGUAGUAUGUGGCAGAUUAUCAGUAGUAUAUGGCAGAUUAUAUAGCAGUGUGUGGCAAAUCAUCUUAUAGUGUAUGGCAACCUAGCAAGUCAAGAAGCUAUCAUCACACUGCAUUAGAUCAUCACUAUCUAGCUGUCUACUUUACAACUGUUUUAUGAAGGUACAGUGAUAAGAUUUUGAGAUAAAUUUACCUAAUGUUUGCUAGUUUUUAGUUGGGAAUGAUUCUACUGUAGUGAGGUUUAGUUUAUUUUCUUAGUUGGGUGAGGUAGUAUUGGAAGGUGCUGUAUUUGUUUGUCUGUCUGUAGUGAAUCGACGUGAGGCUAUUGUAGUGACGUAGGCCUAUCGGGUUAUCCCUCGAUGAUUGAGAAGAACUUGUUUCUCUUGAAAAUUACUAAAUGAUGCUGUAUACACCUUUCUUUACAUCUGACCAAGGCCACAGUAUAUUGUGUAUAUAUCUGUGUAAUGUUCCACUUUAACAUUAUGGUAUACCCAAACCUGAGAAUUUACAGUACAGUACUCCCUUAGGAUUCAUUUCUGAACUGAAGGGUUGCUCUUAAUCAUGAACCUUGAUAAGUCAUACAUUAAUCUAGUGUAGAAUUUCACAGUCAGACUUGGAGUUUUAGACUUAGUUUGUACUUUUUAGGUAGAAGAUACAAUGUUCUUCAAGUGAGAACCUUAUACUUGCAUGAGAUAGUACUAGGACAUUGAUAAUACUGAAGCACUUACCCUCUGUGUACUAGGAGACUUACACUAUACAGUAUAGAAGAGUUAUAGGAGGGCACUUGAAGCUAACUGGUUUAUGUAAAGGUAAAACCUGGAGGAUGAUGAUGUGGUGGAAACUCUAACAACUGCUCUCAACUAUAACCUGUAGGAGACUGUGAUGAGUCUUACUGUAACUAUCUGACCCUGGAACCUUAACCUCUGAACACAGAAAUAUAUUAAGGCAUAAUAGAGUAGUGCUACUGUAUACAGCAUUAAAAACAAGGGAUAUCUACUUUCACUCAUUCUGACAAUAUGUAUUCAUGAUAACUGAUUGACCUUGUUCUUUGAUGUGUUUCCUUUAAAUACAAAAUAUGAAUCACUGCCAGUAGGGUCUGUCUAAGUUAGUAAGGUUCUCUGAAAAAUUUGAAACAAUUACUGGAAUAUUCUUUAUUGUGGUGUGCAUAAACAGACCUUACACUAUGCCCUUGCUACCGUAGAGAACAGAAGGUGCUGUUGGUAGGUCGGUAGAACUCAUCAAUCCUGACAGCAGCAGAUCCAGGUGUAGGCCAAAAAAUUUAUUCCUACUAAGCAUAAAUUUAUAAAAAAAUCAACAUUUAUUUAGAAGUCUGGAAGUCCAUUUUUUUUAUUUUGAUGUACCGAACACUUUUUUUUUAUGUGGUUUAGAGUUUAUAUUAGUCUUUGGAUAGACAUACAAGGACCUGUACAAGAAGAAUGAUUGUUCCUGUUAAUUGUUUCAACUUUAGAGUGGUAGCAUCACCUGUUGCCUCUGCUGAUAGUUCCAGGGUUGGUGAGUUAACUGACAGAAAAAGUGGAAGCAUUCUUAAGAGUAGAAUUCACUUCAAUAUCUCUGGUAUUAAUUGGAGGAAAACAAAUAUGUGUACGGUCCUGUGAACCAAGCUGGUAAUUUUUCUGUACGAGUGUCCCACAUACCUGUUAAGCCUCAGUGUACAGUCACCUGAACCCAUCUGUCUUUUGGUGGUCACAUUACUUAGGAGAGUUCCGAGAAAUAUUCCCAAGAAAUGUUACUGGUUGUUAGGUCAGCUUUGUGCUCUUGUGCUUACACUGUCUCGCUCAAAACUCUUAACAUCAUCUCAGCUACGGGUAAAACAUACGUUGUUAAUUUUUCAUACUGGAAAUGCAUAUACAUAUUACACAUUGGUGAAGUUAAAAAAAUUUAUUUUUUGUAUUAUUCAUGUGUGUUACAAAUACAUAAUAUAAAACUUUUAAUACUGUACCCUGUAGUGCAUAGCUUGAGCUCUAAAGGUUACAUAGUAUAGAUAUACUUUUUUAUAUCUAGAAGUACUGUAAUAGUCAUACAGCUCUCUCUCCUCCAUACAUUACACACAGCAGGACCCAGUGGGAUGGGUUGAAACACUUCUUAUUACCAUUAUGUCAGGUUAGUCAACAGAGUCCAGAGUGCUACCUCCCUACACUGACCUGUGUGUUGCAAUUACUGCUACAAAGCUUGCGUCCAUAAUUUCAGCCCCAUUGAUAGAUACUGUCCAUUAAUUUCAUAAAACAAAGGAAACCUGUAAAAGAAGUAUUUAAUAUACCUUUAUGAUACAUCAAAUAUUAAAACUGUAACAGUGUAAGGACUGAAGUACCAAUCAUAUUCAUAUUGGUACACUUUUGGGCAAAUAAAAAUAAGUUUAGCAUAGGUACAUUACAACGGUCAAACUCAUUUUACUGUACUGUACUCAAUAAUCUGAUUAAUGUGUACCUCAGCUUAUUUCACCUAAAGAUUAAUCACUCAUGCUAACCUGACCUAAUCUAACCAAACCUAACCUAUUCUUACCUAACCUCAUCUUAUCCCUCCCCCAAAUACUGUAGCAUUAGGGGAGUUAUUUUUUAGGUGAAAUAAGCUGGAAUGGUAACUUUUCAGGUGAUCCACGGCAGUGAUAAAAUUACUGUUGUAAAAAGUCUGUUUAAUGGUAUUAAGAAAAAUUUAUUUGUCUGAAGUAGAUAACAGUAGUGUUUAUUCCCCUGUAAUAAAGCCUGUCGGGUGGACAGGCCAGGUAGCGUUCUGACCUCAUUAUGCCAAUACAGAAGUUUAACUUGAUCAGAUUCUCUUAAGGCUCUUCAAAGCUUAUGUAGAUUGUAAGUAAAUACCACUAGAAGUAUGAAAAUUGGUACAGUAUUUAUUUACAGAUUCUGCUCCAUAUGUUCAGUAAAAGUAUACCGUAUGUAACAUUUAAGAGAACCACAGUGAAUUUGUGUUGUGUACAAAACAUCUGGAUUUAGGACAAAAAUGUUCUAAUAGAAGUGUUUUGUGUUAAUAAAUUUUAUCAAAAGACCUGUGAAAUAUGUUUGUAACAAGUUGUCUUUUUAUGUUAACAGUUUAAGAAAAUGUUACUGUAGUUAAAGUUGCCAACAAAAUUUAA